UUUCUCCCAAUCUUUUCCCAGCUAAGAGCCGCUUCCAGAAAAGGCGAACUCAUUAAGAGAAAGAGAAAGAGAAAGAGAAAGAGAAAGGGGAAGAGGAAGAUGACGCUGGACGAUGAUAGUUCCAUCUACGUUGGGGGUCUUCCCUACGACGCUUCCGAACAAACUAUCCGCUCUGUCUUUCAUUUAUAUGGCGCCAUCCUUGAUGUUAAGAUUAUCAACGAGCACAGGGGCAAGUGCUAUUGCUUUGUUACUUUCACGAAUACUAGGUCAGCAGUUAAUGCCAUCAACGACAUGAAUGGCAGGACCAUUGAUGGGCGUGUCAUUAAAGUGAAUGGGGUGAGGACUCGUGGUGGGAGAUCAAAUUUCGGUAGUAGAGAGCGAUAUCAUCAUGCUGGUGAGAGGGAUGUCGACUGGGAUAGAGAUAGAGACCGAGGCUAUGAUCAUGAUAGGGAUGGAUACAGGAAUAGGAACGGCCAUUGGCCUCGAGAACGCGAUAGGUCUCGAGACCCUGACCAGGAUAGGGAUAGAAGAGUUGAGCAUAUGCAUGAUCGUCAUCAUGAUGAUCAUGCCGGAGAAGCUUCCCUAGAUAAAGGUUGGAGUCGAGGGGAUGACCGUGCAGGAAACGGACAAGAUAAUGGCAGGGCAUAUAGUGAAGAUAUGGAUGGAGACCACAGCUUUGAUUUGAAUACAGACAGGAGGAUGGAUACCAGUGAUCGUGAUAAGAUUUUUGACGAAGAUAAAAAUGAACAGUCAAGGAGAAACAACGAUUUGAAUGUUAAUAACCAUCAUCACAUGCAUCUUUCAUCAGAUUCAAAUGGCAAUCAUAGUGAUCAGGUAGAAGAUGAAUUAAAGCAAUCAACUGAACAACUCGAUCAACUGAAAAAGGAGGUGUCGCAAAUGGGAGAGAGAUUGGAAGAGAAAAGACUUCUUGUCAUGGACUUACAGAAGAAGUCUAGGAAAUUGGAGGAGGCACUGACUAACGCAAAGAAACACACUUCAUAUCGUCAAAAGCAGUUGACCAAUCUGCAUAAAUGUUUUGUACAAGUAAAAGAGUGCACCGAGAGGCUUAAAACCAGCGAAAAAGAACUUCAGGCUAUAGUGGAUGCAUCAUCAAUGUUAGAGAAUGAUGGUGACGGUGUUGGCUUUCAGGAUGGACAACUCGCAAAUGGCAGAUACUAAAUUGUAAUUUAUCAUUUGAGGUUCAGUUUGGGAUCGAUAUAGCUCAUAACAAUGCAUCCCUUUAUUAUGAAUUUAUUUAUAGUGGAUAUAGAGAGGGAAAAAAAAUUGGGGGUCAUCAGGACUCGAGAUAGAUUACAGUUUUCUCUUAUUUAAUUGAAAAAAUGGAGCAGUUUUCAUUUGUAGCUCUACUGUCUUUACCAAAUAGUAUACUUCUUUUUUUUUGUGUA
Molecule: messenger RNA, 1406 nt
Organism: Arachis duranensis
Lineage: Eukaryota; Viridiplantae; Streptophyta; Magnoliopsida; Fabales; Fabaceae
Product: glycine-rich RNA-binding protein RZ1A
Exons: 9
Coding region: 100-1179 (359 amino acids)
Molecular function (GO): mRNA binding
Source: RefSeq, a predicted model, not a curated record